Molecule: messenger RNA, 1468 nt
Organism: Gryllus bimaculatus (two-spotted cricket)
Lineage: Eukaryota; Metazoa; Arthropoda; Insecta; Orthoptera; Gryllidae
Source: the annotation of a GenBank genome assembly
CAAUAUUUUUGUAACUAUCAAAGAAAGCAAAGAGCUGAGUGUCAAGGAAGAUUGAAUAACUAUAAAUGUUGUUUUUAAGGAAGUGUUUGAAGGAAUAUUGUUUGCAACUUCAAUGGCAUUAUUUUUUUUGAUAUUUGAAGUAAGGGCAAUUUUAACAUGGCUGAUUCAGUUUUGUCAAUUUGUUGGAAUGAACACGCCAGUGAACUUGCAACGGUUUAUAAAAGGUUGUUGGAGAGCAAUUUUUUGGUUGAUUGCACUAUAUCUGCUGAAGGUCAGAACCUGAAAGCUCAUAGGCUGGUUUUAUCUGCAAGCAGUCCUUACUUUCAUGAGCUGAAGGGCUCCCGCUGGAGAACGACCUGGCAACGCCGCAGCGGAGUGGAGUGCGGCUGUGGGGUCGUGUGGCGCGGGAGAGCACGGCGCCACUGCAGCUGCCCGAGGGUCGGGGCGAAGAGCCCCUCCCGAGCGCCAAGGGCCGCAAGGCGCUUGCGUCGUCCAACAGCCUCGCCCGCCUCGAGCCCUCUCACCACAGAAAGCACAGCUGCGACGUUUUGCGGAGCUUCCUUCAUCCAGCGCUGCCAUCUUGUAGCUCACAGUCGCACGCACACGGGAGAGCGCCCUUACAGAUGCAACGUGUGUGGUAAACUAUUCGUUCAAUCGGGGACCCUCUCCAAGCACUAUCGCACGCACAUGGGAGAGCGGCCGUUUCAUUGCGACGUGUGUGGUAAAAGAUUCGCCGAAUCGGGUACCCUCAGCAUACACUACCGGACGCACACGGGAGAGCGACCGUUCACAUGCGACGUUUGCGGAGUUUCCUUCGCUCACCGCUCUAGGCUCGUCACUCACAUUCGCAAGCACACGGGAGAGCGACUGUUUCGUUGUGACGUCUGUGGUAAACGAUUCGCCAAUUCAGGUACCCUCUCUAAUCACUAUCGCACGCACACAGAACGGCUGUUCUCUUGCGAAGUUUGCGGAGUGUCCUUCACUCGGCGCGCCCUUCUCGUCGCUCACAAACGCACCCAUACGGGAGGACGACCGUAAGGCUGACAUUUGCGGAAAGGUUUCACUAGUUCCAAUGGAUAUCACAAGCAGGGACGUGAGGAAAAGGUCAGGUGAUGGCUGCAACAGCUGGUAACCAAAGCAAGUAGUAUUAUUAAAGAAGGAAUUCAGAAUUGUAGUUAAAAAGGGUCAUUGUUUGUGAAUAUCUAUUAAUUUAAGCUGUGACUUCGUAGUCCAAAACCAUUUAUGAACGCGAUGUUCGCGUUCGUUCCUGUGCUUAUACCUUGUUCAAAUAUGUUAUUGUUUAUUGAAGAAUAUAUUUUUGUCCCACAUUUCAACAACUUGAAUUCAUUGUUGUGCGAUUGUGCGUAGUACCCUGAAAUGAACUCGACCGGCCUGAAAACGGAUCGCCAGUGUAGACGCCGAGCGUUGGAGGUAACACCCGCACUGAAGGAAUUUCACUGUGGGGUAA